AUGGAUGCCUUGUGUCGAGGGCGCGUGGUGAGAGUCCCCGCAGGGACCCUGGUCCGGGUGGCAGGCACAGAGCUCGUGAUCCCCUGCAACGUCAGUGACUACGACGGCCCCAGCGAACAGAAUUUUGACUGGAGCUUCUCACCUUCCGGGAGCAGCUUUGUGGAACUGGCGAGCACCUGGGAGGUGGGCUUCCCAGCGCAGCCAUACCAGGAGCGACUGCAGAGGGGUGAGAUCCUGCUGAGGCGAACAGCCAACGACGCCGUGGAGCUGCACAUACGGAAUGUCCAGCCCUCUGACCAAGGCCACUACAAAUGCUCAACGCCCAGCACGGAUGCCACCGUCCAGGGCAACUAUGAAGACACAGUGCAGGUUAAAGUGCUACCAGAUGCCCUACACUUGGGUCCCAGCGCGAGGCCCGCACCCAGCCUGAGCCUGCGGGAAGGGGAGCCCUUUGAACUGCGCUGCACAGCCUCUACCACGUCGCCAUUACACACGCACCUGGCAGUGUUGUGGGAGCUGCACCGGGGGCCCGCCCAGCGCAGUGUGCUGGCCCUAACACACGAGGGUAGGUUCCGCCCGGGUCCCGGCUAUGAGCAGCGCUACCACAGCGGGGAUGUGCGCCUAGAUACUGCGGGCAGCGACACCUACCGCCUCUCCGUGUCUCGCGCCCUGUCUGCUGACCAGGGAUCCUACAAGUGUGUCGUCAGCGAAUGGAUCACAGAGCAAGGCAACUGGCAAGAAAUCCAAGAAAAGGCUGUGGAGGUCGCCACCGUGGUGAUGCAGCCCACAGUUCUCCGGGUGUCCGUGGCCAGGAAUGUGUCUGUGGCUGAAGGGAAGGACCUGGAGCUGACCUGCAACAUUACCACAGACCGGGCGGAUGACAUGCGGCCCGAGGUUACAUGGUACUACAGCAGGACACCUGACAGCACCUUGCCUGGCCCCCGCGUGCUGGCCCGGCUGGACCGAGAUUCCCUGCUGCACAGCUCACCUCAUGUGGCUCUAAGUCACGUGGAUGCCCGCUCCUUCCUUCUGCUGGUUCGAGAUGUUAGCAAAGAAAACUCUGGCUACUAUUUCUGCCAUGUGGCGCUCUGGGUACCGGGACACAACAGGAGCUGGCACAAAGUGGCAGAGGUCAUGUCUUCUGCAGCCGGUGUGGGUGUGACCUGGAUAGAACCCAGCUAUCAAGUGUACCUGAAUGCGUCCAAGGUCCCCAGCUUUGCAGAUGACCCCACUGAGCUGGAGUGCUGGGUGCUGGACACAAAGAGCACAGAGGCGAGUGUGCGCUUUACAGUCUCAUGGUACUACAGGAGGAACCGCCGCAGUGAUGACGUGGUGACCAGUGAGCUGCUGGCAGUCAUGGACGGGGACUGGACAGUGAAAUACGGGGAGAGGAGCAAGCAGCGGUCCCAGGACGGAGAGUUGAUCUUUUCUAAGGAACGCCCAGACUCAUUCAGCUUCCGGAUCCAAAGGACAGCAGAGGAAGACAGAGGCAAUUACUAUUGUGUCAUUUCCGCCUGGACCAAGCAGCGGAACAGCAGCUGGGUGAAGAGUAAGGAUGUCUUCUCCAAACCUGUCAACAUCUUUUGGGCAUCAGAAGAGUCUGUGCUCGUGGUGAAGGCAAGGCAGCCGAAGCCUUUCUUUGCUGCAGGAAAUACUUUUGAGAUGACUUGCAAAGUGUCUUCCAAGAAUAUUAAAUCGCCACGCUACUCUGUUCUCAUCACGGCUGAGAAACCUGUCGGGGACCUCUCCAGCCCCAACGAAACCAAGUACAUCAUCUCCCUGGACCAGGACUCUGUGGUGAAGCUGGAGAACUGGACAGAUGCGUCACGGGUGGAUGGUGUUGUGUUGGAGAAAGUCCAAGAGGAUGAAUUCCGCUAUCGAAUGUACCAAACUCAGGUCUCUGAUGCGGGGCUGUACCGCUGUGUGGUGACAGCCUGGUCUCCUGUUGGGGGCAGCCUGUGGCGAGAAGCAGCAACUAGUCUUUCCAAUCCUAUUGAAAUUGACUUCCAAACCUCAGGUCCUGUUUUUAAUGCCUCUGUGCAUUCGGAAACGCCGUCGGUCACCCGAGGAGACCUGGUCAGGUUGUUCUGCAUCAUCACCGUCGAAGGGGCAGUGCUGGAUCCAGAUGACAUGGCUUUCGACGUGUCCUGGUUUGCCGUGCACUCUUUUGGCUUGGACAAGGCUCCUGUCCUGCUGUCUUCAUUGGAUCGAAAGGGGAUUGUGAGCACGGCCCAGAGGGAUUGGAAAAGCAACCUCAGCCUGGAGCGCGUGAGCGUGCUGGAGUUCUUGCUGCAAGUGCACGGUUCCGAGGACCAGGACUUUGGCAACUACUAUUGCUCCGUGACUCCAUGGGUGAAGUCACCCACCGGCUCCUGGCAAAAGGAGGUGGAGAUCCAGGCCAAGCCUAUCUUCAUAACCGUGAAGAUGGACGUGCUGAACGCCUUCAAGUACCCUCUGCUGAUCGGCGUGGGCCUGUCCACUGUCAUCGGGCUCCUGUCAUGCCUCAUCGGGUAUUGCAGCUCCCACUGGUGUUGCAAGAAGGAGGUGCAGGAGACGCGGCGGGAGCGGCGCCGGCUCAUGUCCAUGGAAAUGGACUAG
Molecule: messenger RNA, 2598 nt
Organism: Ochotona curzoniae (black-lipped pika)
Lineage: Eukaryota; Metazoa; Chordata; Mammalia; Lagomorpha; Ochotonidae
Gene: PTGFRN
Product: prostaglandin F2 receptor inhibitor
Exons: 9
Coding region: 1-2598 (865 amino acids)
Source: RefSeq, a predicted model, not a curated record